AUGGCACGUCGGAGCACUCAUUCCGCAGUGCAGCCUCCAGACAAGAGCGACAGCUCUGAUGUGAACGGCGACAGAAGCCAACACAUAUCUGUGUUGAACUCACUUCUGCAGACACCUAAGACGAAUUAUAAAGAACUGCAUGAGUUCGACGCGAAACGGGCGGCCGAUCAACAAGAGCUGAAGCAGUUGCUUGAGAAGCGAGCGCAACAGGCCGAAAUUACUUCCAUUCGCCGCCGCAAUGAGCUCACAAAAGCCAUCCUCGACGCCCUCCAGACCCCGAAUCGCAACGUGCAUGGCGCCCCUCCUACUCUCGGCAACACAAAGAUCGCCCGCAACGCCGUGUUCAAAACCGUCGCUCGCAUCCUCAGAGCCUCAGAAUAUCUUGUUAGCGAGUAUGACAAACUAGACAAGGUGAUCACGGGCAUGCACGACUCAGAGCAUGAAGGUAUUGCAGAGGCUUGGGUUGGGGACGUCGCAAAAACUGAGAGGCUGCUUAGAUUUGGGGCCGAGACCGCAGUCAGAAACGUGAAGAGGGUGCUUGGUGCAGAUGUUGACGCCGAUGAUGUGGAACACGAGGACGAGACGAUGGAGGUAGUCGGGAAGCUGGAGCUCAGCUACGAGCUGAAAAGGAGUCUGCAAUUUGCUGAGAGGGGAGUGAAGAAGAUGGUCAAGAGCCUGCCGCGAGACGAGGGACGUUAGGGGGGAGGGUUUGCUGCAGCUGCUACAGGUAACAAAAUCUUUGGUCAGACAUCGUGAUAUGUACCAAGGUAAUGGAGGGCAACACAUGACUCGCUGCCGCAAGGCAUUCGACGGCUCGGUCCAUGCCCCACUGAUGUGCCCUGGGGUGAGACGUCAUUAGCGCAUAAUUCAUACACAUACGCGAGGAGUCUGCCAUUCCUACCCAUCUCGAGCUCUGUUGCGCUUGAACGCGAGUAUAGCUCUGAGUGCGCUCCUGGAGCAGCGAGGUUGGGGUCACCAUUUUGCAAAUUGGUUGCGUCAUAUGUAACCCGUCCAAGCCGAGGCGGAUGCCGGAAACAACGCUGAGUUUAACGCGAGUUAUCGGUCUUGGAUAUUACUUCAGG
Boeremia exigua is the source of this 1082-nucleotide messenger RNA. RefSeq lists its product as uncharacterized. The transcript has 3 exons. Lineage: Eukaryota; Fungi; Ascomycota; Dothideomycetes; Pleosporales; Didymellaceae. The record is from RefSeq and is a predicted model, not a curated record. The coding region runs from base 1 to 699 and encodes 232 amino acids.